UCUGUUCUCAGAUGAAAAACAUGAAAUGAGAGAAAAUAUUUAUAAAAGUCGUAUUCUUUCAGUAAAGAAAUCUUGGAAAGUAUCUGCAAAAAUGGUUGAACAAAAUUCUGUCUUGAACAAUGCUGAUGAUGGUGCUGCGGCAUCACAGGAUCUCUCUUCUAGUCAGCAAUUCGUUAAUGAUGAUACAACUUUGGCACAUGAUAUUAUAUCAGCCAAUCAGCAGGCAAGAGAUAAGCCAUGUGAGCAAACCUCAGAGAAGGAUGAGUCAAUCGUUGUUGAGCAGGAAGUACAGAAAGCACCAGAUGGAGGCUGGGGAUGGUUCAUAGUUGUUGGAUCAUGUUUGGUUCAUGUAAUUAUGGGUGGGUUUGAACGUUCCAAUGGAGUUAUGUAUCUUCAGCUGCUGUCAAAAUAUGGUCACAGUGCAACUGCAACAUCCUGGGUACUGUCUGUCUUCUCCACUCUCAGACUUGCUAUGGGACCACUUGCUAGUGCCCUAUGUAACAGAUUUUCUUGUCGGGUUGUGGUGAUACUAGGCGCAGCUAUCGCAUCACUAGGUGUACUGAUCUCCGCCUUCGUUCCUGAUCUGCCGUACCUGUAUCUUACCUAUGGAGUACUUGGUGGAGUGGGAAGAGCUUUUACCUACACCCCAAGCUUGAUCAUUGUUGGCUAUUACUUCAACAAGAGGCGAGGUAUAGCGGUGGGUCUCUCUACCUCUGGUGUUGGCUUUGGAAGUUUCCUGUUUCCACCAGUUAUUGAGAUACUGUUCAACUAUUACGGGUUUAUGGGGUCAUUAAUUAUACUGUCAGCGGUAAUGAGUAAUUUCUUCAUAUCUGGUGCUCUUUUCAGACCGUUAGAUCUUCACAGGAAACUCAUGGAACAUGACAGGCAAAAAGACAUGACUAGAGGGGAACCAGCUGAACACCUACUGACUCCCGUUACCAUGACAACAAGAACACAAAAUCUAUUGCCAUCGCAGUCAGCAGCAAAAAUGUCUUCAUCUAUGGAGUUAACUGCAAACGUGAAAAUAGAAUCCAAGAAAACUUCUUUAUUUCAAAGAAAAUUUUCUCAAGUGAAGUUAGCUAUAAAAGGAUCAGAUAAAGCUGAAGACAAGAAGGAAAAUAAAAAGCCUCUCUUAGAUAUAUCUCUCUUUAGAAAUUUUGCAUUUAGUGCACUGUGUAUACAAUUGUUUUUGUUUACGAUUUCGUUCAACUCGACAUUUGUAUUUUUACCUGCCCUUGCAGAGGAACGGGGAGUGGAUCGAUUGGAAGGUGCAUAUUUAAUUUCUAUAUUAGGGAUAUUUGAUGGUAUAUCAAGGAUAGUAAUGUCCUCAGUGCUAGAUUUAAAACGUGUGAAACCCUAUAGGUUGAUAAUAUAUAAUUGUGUUAUGUUCUUUGUGGCAGUUGUGUCCCUUGUCAUGCCAUCUAUGUCAAAGUUUUGGCAUUUUGCUUUAACCAGUGGAUUUUAUGGUGUACUAUCAGGGACAUACAUUUCCCAGAAGUCAGUGGUUGUGGUGGAUAUUCUAGGAGUGGAGAAUUUAUCCAGCUCGUUUGGACUGCUUCUCAUGUUUCAAGGUCUCAGUGGACUGGUUGGCCCUACUGUGGGAGGUCUGUUUAAAGACUUCCUGGGCACAUAUGACAUGGCAUUCUAUUUUGGUUCAAUUGGUAUUGUCCUAGGAGGUAUUACUAUGGCUGCUGGGAAUGUAUGGCUUCAUAAACAGAAAAAACAGAGAGAGAAACUACAAAUGCAGGAAAAUGAUGGAACAUACUAACAGUCUUUUAUGCUUAAAUAAAGGGAGACAAUCCUGAGUUACAAAUGAUCUUGACAUUUUUUAUGAAGUAUACGAACAUGUUAAAAUCUCUUAUAGCGCACACCUGCCAUAAUGAUAUACAUGACAGUAAGCACACUGUAUCUCAUAUGAUAUUUUUGUUUGAAUUAUAAUGAAAUUGAAAAAAAAAAUGAAUUGUUAAAUAUUGUGCAUUUUAAUUUUUUGUAAGACUGAUAUUUGUAUUUAUUACAUGACUGCAUAUACUGCCAUUCAGUAGUAUGGGUUAUAUGACGGGUUUAUAUUCAGCAUAUGUUUACUGGGCUAAAAUGUCAACAAUUUUUAAAAAAUCAAUUUCUGAUUUCAUUUAAUAAAACACUUAUUGAAUGGUGUAAUGGUCAAUUUUCUAAGCUGUUGGCCUUGGGACGUUUAAACCUAUGGCAGUAAGUUUGAAAAUUAACCAUCAAGACUUCUUUUAGUAAGACUGUUAUAUAUAUUGUUAAAUAUGUAUAUAUUACAAGCUUAACCUACAUCCAAAAUUGAUGUAUGUAAAAUACAUUUAUGUCAAUGUCUAAUCAUUGAACAAGAAUGAACAAUGUGCUCAUCAGCUUUCAAGGGAGACAUCAGGUAUAUAUAAGAUUUUAAAUUUGUGCUCUUCAAGAGAAGAUUGAAGAAAGUAGGAAUGACUUGCCAAAAUAUUCCUAGUCUUUUCCUAGUCGUAAUAAAAUGUAAGAAAGAUCUUGGUGAAGUUUGCAUGACAGAAACAAUUUUUGUUUUACAUAUCAUUGAUACUAACAAAAUUACACUUAAGCAUAUUUGUAUUUACAUAGUUUAUUGUUGUGUGUGAGGGUGCUAACAUCUCAUUGAUCUCAUAAGUAUAAUGAUAAUACCGGUAUGUAUUUUUACUACGCACUAAUAGGAAACCUUUUUUUUAAAACAACAUUAAUGUCAUAAAUAGCCUGACAUAAGGUGUCUGCCAUUUCUUAUGUUUAAGGGCUGAGGGGGUAUAUGAAAUUUCAAUAACCUUGAUAUAGUAUAAUUAAAACAAAAUUAAACCAAAGAAAAAGGCGUUUUUCUUCAAGCAUGUUUUAUUUUUUCAUUUUUACAUUCUUCACUAUGUCGUAUUCUACAUCCGAUCCCCGGCCGCGUCAUACCAAAGACGUAAAAAAUGGUACUAGCAGCUUCCUCGCUUGGCGCUCAGCAUUAAGGGGCUAGUGCUAGGACUGGUCAGCCAGUUGUCAGUAUAAUGUGACUGGGUGGGGUAUCAUGCCACGUGUCUACGGCGUGAUAUUCCAGUGAGGCAGCACUAUAAAGUUGGGCAUUGUGCUCACUGCUACAAGUAGACACCGUCGUUUAUAUGACUGAAAAAUUGUUGAAAAAGACGUUAAACCCGAACACACACACACAUAUUCUACAUUUUGUAACAAAACUACACAGUUUUAUGAAAACAUAAUAUUACCAUUUUAUACAAUUUAAAAUUGACAUGAAGGUGGAAAUGGUUGGAGUGGGGAGAGGCACUCCACUUAAAAUUUGAUAGCAAUAUUUACACUGUUAAUUUCCCACAGGAAAAAUUGCUAGACACUAAUAAACAGUGUCUGACAUCUGUUUCUCAGAUCUGAAAUUUUCUCGGGGUACAUGCGGGUCAUAGACUAGACAUAUUUUUGUAGAUUUCUUCACUUUACAGAAUGUAAUAUCAAUUUUAGUUUAUGCUUUUUCAAUAUUUAUAUGUUAGUGCUUGCAUGUAGUUUGCCGAUAAUAGUCAUCUUAGUUAUUUUCUUGUUAAUAUACUACAAGUUUUGCUUUUAAAUUAUGAAGGUAAGCAUUUUUAUGUUGGCCAUAUUUAAAAUAUGUUUAUGUAAACCUCAUUUUAAUGUGUUCAUGUGUUAUUGUAUUCUUAACGUUUUAGUGAAGUUCAUAGCUGAAUACUGUAAAAACAGAAAUUUUUGUGAGGGUUUAAUUUUUGCUAUAUUUGCAAGGCCCUACAUCUCGCGAAAACUAAUCCUUGUGUAAAUAUUCACAAUUGGUAUAAUUCAAAUUAAUGAAGGAUACCAUUUUUACAAUUUUCCGAAUAUUAAACCUCGUGGACAUAAUCAAAAUUACGAAUUUGUGAAAUUUUGACCCAGUGAAAAAAUGUGCUUUUACAGUAGUGCUGUUAUGGUUAUGCUGUUUACAUUGUCUUUCAUUUAUCUACAUUUACAGAAAAUAGUAUGAGUUGCACCAUGAAAAAACCAACACAGUGCAUUUGCAAUGAGCAUGGAUCAAGACCAGCCUGCGCAUCUGUGCAGUCUGGUCAGGAUCCAUGCUGUUCGCUAACGGUUUCUCUAAUUGCAAUAGGGUUUGAAAGCGAACAGUAUGGAUCCAUGCUGGUCGCGAAUGCACUAUGUUGGUUUUCUCAUGGUGCGCCACAAUUACUGUCUUUGCAUUUACAUAAUUAUGUUUGAAAUUCAUAAAUUUAUAUUGGAUAUAUUAAUAAUAAUGAUUUAUUUUUUGUCUUUAGCCUUUUUAGAACACUGAUAUAUAUGGGUUGUAAAGGUUGCUGAUUUCAAAUCACUUGUCUCUUGCCGAUAUUGGUUUGAGUCUCACUUUGGGCAUAGAAUUUUCAUGUGAAGAACCCAUAAACCGGCUUAGAAAAGGCUGGUGGUACUGCCGAGGUGUCAGCCCGUGAGGAAAUAAUGCAGGAAGGGGCACCUGGGAAUUUCUUCCACUGGAAAGCUUUAAAGUAAUGCCAAAUGACCUAUAAUUGUGUUGAUAGGGUGUUAAACCCAACAAAAGAAAUAAACAAAGGACACUGAUAUAUCAGAUUUUGUUAUUUCUUACAUUUUAAUGGACUAUUUUUGCACUAUCAUUACACAUAUACAUGUAAAUUUACAGUCAGAAAUUUUAAAUUUACAGUCAGAAGUUCUUAUUCAGGAAAUAUAUACUGUUUUUGCAUUUACUUGUUUGUAAUUAAUAUCAGAUACUGGUAAACCCGAACAGAAAAUGAGGUUUUUUAUCUGUAACUUUUUUAUUUGUUGUCAGUUGUUGGUAUCAAAAUAAAGCUUAACAUUUGCUGAAAACAUUACAUAAAUCAAAUUUAUAUUUAGUAAGCAAACUCACAUGAAGUGAGGCCCUGAAAGGGGUAUGUAAAAUGGUGACUGUACGAACGUUGACUGAUGAUAAAUUCGACCACUUUUGUCAUUUACAAAAUUUUCCUCAUUAUAUUGAAACUUUCCCAAAAAUGCUGCAACAGUCAUUCCUGAUCAAAUAAUGAAAAGUGACCAAAUGUCAGGCCUUGAUGUGUUGACAGUGAGCAUGCGUAAAAAACACCCUCUUCCCCAGUAAUUUUGGAUAAAUAUUUUGUUAUACAGAUAAAUGUAAGUCAUUUAUUUAUACAGAAUAUUUACCAAUUUUGUUUUUGUUUAUGCCAGUUGGUGUUGUAAGUGGUUGCUAUUAGAUGGUGUGUUCAAUUUUAUAAAUAACUGAUUGCAAUCGAAUAAUUCCAAGGUGGUCGACUUUAUCAUCUGUCCGGGUUUAUCAUCAGUACCAGUAUAUUAAUCAGAGUUUGUUUUUUUCUUUGUCUUAAGAUUUAUUGGAACACAAAUGUCUCAGUUUUUAUUAUUAUACAUUUUGAUGGACUAGUUUCGCACUAACAUUGCACAAAUAUGUUUAAAGUUUAAAGUCAGAAUAUUUUUAUUUAAGUCAAAAAUACUAGUACCUAUGUAGAAUUUCCAUAUUGCAGUUAUCUUUUAUUUUGAUCAGUAUCUUAAAGGUUCAAAGUAGAAUUUUUGUGUGCAACAAAAAGGUACCUGUAACAAAUUACUUUUGAAAUACUUUGUUACCAUGUCAUAUCUUCAGAUGUAUAUUAAGUGUGACUUGUUAAUCAUAGUGCUGAUACUGAUAUUACUGUUUUAAUAUCUACAUAUGAAUUUGUUCAAUAUGUGAUCAAAUUACACUGUGUUUGUUAAGAUGAUAUACAAGAGAUUUCUUAGCUGGAAUAAAACUGUGAAACAUC
Messenger RNA from Mercenaria mercenaria, 5753 nucleotides. Its product is annotated as monocarboxylate transporter 4-like. NCBI's taxonomy places the organism in Eukaryota, Metazoa, Mollusca, Bivalvia, Venerida, Veneridae. Gene Ontology annotation, molecular function: monocarboxylic acid transmembrane transporter activity. The record is from RefSeq and is a predicted model, not a curated record. Gene Ontology annotation, biological process: monocarboxylic acid transport; transmembrane transport. The coding region runs from base 26 to 1768 and encodes 580 amino acids. The transcript is spliced from 8 exons.